GUGUUUCCUCUGCAUGCGGCAGCGUGGGGGGGUGAGAGAGAGGAAGUGAUACAUUGUUACUGGGAUUAGAAUGCGGACACUCUCCCCCCAAUAUCUGAUCUCUGCCCCCGCAGUCUCUCAGUAGACAGCUCUGGAUGCCUUUUCUCUGAGACUGCCAGGAGGAGAGAGAGUGCUGGUGGGAUGUGGGAAGCAGGACAGGCUCCUCUUCUGGAUGGGGGCCCCCAGCUCCGCCGCUCCCCAGCCUUUGACGAGUGGCCCUCUCUUCCAAAGUCCGACUCUUCGAGACCCUCCACCGAGCAAUCUGGAGAGACCCCUGCGUAUGACCUCUCUCGUUUGCGCAGUUCGUCAGUGGAAAUCAGAGAGAAAGGUUCAGAAAUCCUGCGAGAGGAGCUGCUAAAGGCCCAGAAAGAACUGAAGCUGAGAGAUGAGGAGUGUGAGAGACUUUCUAAGGUCAGAGAGCAGCUGGAACAGGAGCUGGAAGAGCUGACAGCCAGCUUGUUUGAGGAGGCUCACAAGAUGGUGCGAGAAGCCAACACCAAGCAGGCUGCAUCAGAGAAGCAGUUGCAGGAAGCUUGUGGAAAGAUUGACAUGUUGCAGGCAGAAGUCACCGCUCUGAAGACUUUGGUCAUUACUUCCACCCCAUCCUCUCCAAACCGUGACCUGCACCCUCAGCUCCAGAGCCCAUCCAAGAAUGCACUACGCAAAGGCCAUUCACGGAACAAGAGCACAGGCUGUGCUGCUGUUACACCAGCAGCUGUGCCAACUCAGCCAAUAUGCACAGAGGCCAAAGAGUUCUCUGCAGUACCUUCUCUCCUCUCACUGCUUCUUUGUAUUGUCCCGGGGAAGGUUGUCCAUAUAACCUACGAGCCAGGAUGGCCUCCCUCUGAUGACUCCUCUUCCUUCUCCCGCCAGGUGGACACACUGUUAUUCUCUGAGUUUCUGGCCUGGAAGGAUAGCCCGACGCUAGACAAAUCCUGUGCUUUUCUCUCCAGAAUUUAUCGCGAAGACAUUGCCCCAUGUUUACAUUUUGCUAAAAGAGAGCUUUCAGAACAGGUCCUGACGGCAGUGGAAGAUAACACUCUUUCUGUGGAGCCAGUUGUGCAGCCGGUACUGCCUGUAGUGAAAGCGUCGGCUUUGGCACGUGGAGGGCCAAGCGGGUGUCGGGUGGAGGUUGUAACGAAGUGCGCUCUCAGUGGUCUGUCUCGUUCAUGCAGACAUCGCAUUAAGCUGGGGGAUUCUACGAACUAUUACUUCAUAUCGCCAUCCUGCCGGUACAGGAUCACAGCAGUGUGCAAUUUCUUUACUUACAUUCGUUACAUACAGCAAGGCCUAGUGCGCCAGGACACGGAGCUAAUAUUCUGGGAGAUCAUGAGGCUUCGUCGGGAGAUGUCUGUAGCAAAACUUGGCUUUUAUGUCAAUGAAUCCUAGCAGUAUGGAUACCUCCAUCUCAGAGAAAUAGCACAGGCUGCACAAAAAGAGAAACUAAAGAGGUCAAGGCAAUUGCGAUAGCACAAGAUAUUUGAUGACCAUUUGUGAAAACACUACAGGGCCAGGAGAGUUCGUGUUUAUAUGCCCAUGUGUGUGCAAAAUGUAUGUGUACAUUGUGAAUACACACAUUCACUGUACAAAAAUAGUAUUUCUGGAGAU
Molecule: messenger RNA, 1647 nt
Organism: Pelobates fuscus (common spadefoot toad)
Lineage: Eukaryota; Metazoa; Chordata; Amphibia; Anura; Pelobatidae
Gene: RAB3IL1
Product: RAB3A interacting protein like 1
Exons: 12
Coding region: 181-1428 (415 amino acids)
Biological process (GO): exocytosis
Cellular component (GO): Golgi to plasma membrane transport vesicle
Molecular function (GO): guanyl-nucleotide exchange factor activity
Source: RefSeq, a predicted model, not a curated record